Molecule: messenger RNA, 723 nt
Organism: Penicillium verrucosum
Lineage: Eukaryota; Fungi; Ascomycota; Eurotiomycetes; Eurotiales; Aspergillaceae
Exons: 2
Coding region: 1-723 (240 amino acids)
Source: RefSeq, a predicted model, not a curated record
AUGGUUUCUAACGGUGUGGUUUCUGAGCCUAACGGCAGUGACCGAAGUGGAGACAAAGAAAGGGAGGAGGAAAACCCCCAUGCCACCCCGGAGACCCAGGAUACUAUCGAUAUAGCUGCUGCCGCUGCUACUGAAUCUGCCACUGCACCCGCCAACGAGCCACCCACUGUUGAAACAGAGGGACCGACUGUUGAGACCAUCGAAGACAUCACGGAACACAAACACGAGAACACGCAUGAGGACAUCCAACCUGCCCGCCCCCAGGCCACUGCGCAAGGCAAUUGGGAAGAAAGCAGCUCGAGACGUGUCCAGCACCAUCGCAACUGUGUUGUCUCCCAAAUCGUGCACCGUCACCCACCCUACCUUCCUGAAGCUCCGAAUGUCAUGCUUGGACAAUUCUGGAUCGAUCACAUUGAUUCCAUGCUAGGCGUGCGCACCGACCUUCAGAUUGAAGACAUGCAGUGUUGCGUUGAUCUCACGGCCCGUGUUCUUAUUUUGGCCAACAACAUGCUGAGGCAGCAGAGGGAGGUUUUGGCGGAUCUGAGACGCAUCAAUAGCGAGGAAUCCCACGAUGAUUCUUCCAGCGAGCUUAGCGAGCUUACUGAUCUGGAUGAGCUUUUGAGCUACACUGAUCUUCUGUGGAUGAGCGAUUAUGAUGAGAACGAUGGUGAAGGUGAUGGGGAUGACUCUUCUGCCCAUGGUCGCUUUACUGGGGUUUAUUAG